This is a messenger RNA of Gambusia affinis (western mosquitofish), 4066 nucleotides long. It is a transcript of the gene usp1, whose product is annotated as ubiquitin specific peptidase 1. The coding region runs from base 301 to 2709 and encodes 802 amino acids. Gene Ontology annotation, cellular component: cytosol; nucleus. Gene Ontology annotation, molecular function: cysteine-type deubiquitinase activity; cysteine-type endopeptidase activity. NCBI's taxonomy places the organism in Eukaryota, Metazoa, Chordata, Actinopteri, Cyprinodontiformes, Poeciliidae. The transcript is spliced from 10 exons. Gene Ontology annotation, biological process: protein deubiquitination. The record is from RefSeq and is a predicted model, not a curated record.
UUUCAGGAAACACUACAAACAUGGCGUCAACAGGAUGGAUGGAUUUCGUCUUUUUAGGUGUCUUUAGAUGAGCCUGCGUUUUAGACUACAGCGUCGAUUCCUCUCCGGCGGAGAAACGGUCAACGUGUCUUCGAGCAGGAAAAAGCGCCAACUUCUCUUUGCACCGUCUGAAUAGUCAAACAGCGGACUAAAUGGUUUGAAUGACUGUAUAUUUGGGAAUAUAUAUUAAACCUGAAGCUGAAAUGAGUCCUUCAGUGAGUUGCGCUGUUCGGUCUCAGUAAGAUACCAAGGAGAACGAAAAUGUCAGGUCUGCUGGCUGAGAAUGCGGGAGCAGGACAGGAGAGUCCUGUGAAGAGGAACAAACUUUCCUUAAAGUUCUUCCAGAAGAAGGACACAAAACGAGCUCUGGAUUUCUCCGAACCUCAAGCAGAAGAGGCCAAAACAGUAGAACAAGAAGAUUCUCCAGCCAGCUGUGAUCAGGUGGUGUAUGGCCCUGCCCCCUGUCCGUCUUCACCUGGCCUUCCAAUCCCGUGUGAGAAGAAAGAGAACCUGGUGCCUUUUGUGGGUCUCAAUAACCUUGGCAACACCUGCUACUUAAACAGCAUCUUGCAGGUUCUGUAUUACUGCCCUGGCUUCAGAGAAGGGGUCAAGAACCUGUACAACCUUUCCAAAAGACCAGAGAAAUCAAAGGAUGAAAAUGAAGAGCCUCAGAGUCUGCAGUCGGAGUGUGUGUCUGAGACUGUGCCGGCUCACAUCGAGCUCCUUGGGAGCUUCAGCAGCCUGAUGACCUCAGUGGAGCAGCUGCAGUCCAGCUUCCUGCUCAACCCUGAUGGCUUCAGUGAGGGAGAGCUGGCCACGCCCCCUCGCAAAAUACUUCACACCAUCAGGCUGCUGAACCCUAUGUAUGAAGGCUAUCUCCAGCAUGAUGCUCAGGAGGUUCUGCAGUGCAUCCUGGGAUACAUUCAGGAGGCCUGUGACACUAUCAGAAAGGAGCAGGAGCUGGAGAGGAAGGAGGACAACGACACAGACGUUAAAAAGGAGAAUGGCGUUCCCUCGGAUUCCAGUUUCUCUGUGACGGAAUCCAGAACUUCCACAGACGAGGACGGACAAGUCAGCGGAAAGAGGAAGAGUGACACAGAGGUGGGAAACGCCAAGAAGAAGCCCAAGUCUAAGAAGUCUGAGUCCACUGAGGAAAAUGUCUGUAGAAACAAACCCUUCACUCGCUCGAAGAGGAAGUCCUCCAGUGAUAUCACCGUGGACAGCGCUCAGAGUAAAGAGGGAGAGCAGGAGCAAGCGGAGGAGAAGAAGAAUCUGAAUCCUGAUGAAGAGAAAGAUGAAAAAGCAUCCAGUAAAGAGAGAAGUGGGAAAAGAAAGAAGAGAGGUACUCUAGGUUGGCUGAGAUCAUCAGGGAAGCAGCCAAGUAUUUUCUCAAAGUUCUACAGCGUCGGGAAGAUCAGCUCUACAAAUCCAAAACCUCAGAACAAAUCUGAGCCAGAGAACAGACCGUCAGAGGAGCCAAAACAGAAAAGCACUCAACAGUCUGCAGCAAGGAAGUCAGAUAAAGAUCAAACAGAGAAACAGCAAGACGUUCUGGGCCUGAUGGAGAAACUGUUCCAGGGCCGACUGGUGCUGAGGACUCGUUGUCUGGAGUGUGAGAGCUUCACAGAGCGGAGAGAGGACUUCCAGGACAUCAGCGUGCCGGUGCUGGACGACCAGCCCGCCAGUCCAGAGGACCCGUCUGAAGUCUCUCCAGACCCAAAGCCUGAGAUGAAGACCUUGACGUGGGCCAUUUCUCAGUUUGCCUCUGUGGAGCGCAUCGUGGGCGAAGAUAAAUACUUCUGUGAAACCUGUCAUCACUACACGGAGGCUGAAAGGAGUUUGCUGUUUGACAAAACUCCUGAAGUCAUCACUAUUCACCUUAAGCGCUUCUCUGCCAGCAGCUUGGAGGUGGAUCCGUACGCAGGCCUCUCUAAAGUCAACACUCCCUUACAGACGCCCCUCACCCUGUCUCUGAACGAGUGGUGCACAAAGCCAUCGGCUGCUACAGGACAGCAGUACGAACUGUUUGCUGUGGUCAUGCACAGUGGCGUCACCAUCAGCAGCGGCCAUUACACCACCUACAUCCGCAUGGCCGAUCUGAAGGACGUGAAAGUCUGGCUGCAGGACAAGAAAGAAAAAGUUACUGAGGAGGAUCUAAAAGAAAGCAAAGAGAGAGCACAGACAGAUGAAAACACAACCUUCGACGAUGGCGAGGUGUCGGUCAGCCUGAGCACAAGGGGGCAGCGGCGAGCAGGUUUGGCUAGCACUAAAUCAGGGAGCAAAAAGCUUUUGGAGGGAGGCAUUGGACUCCUGGGGGGACAGAGGAGUUUGCCCAAUUGCGAGCUGGGAAGCGGGAGCAAAGCAGCUAACCGUGACGCAGCGGAGGGAUCUAAACGGAGAAAGACGCUAAGCAGCUCCGGCCAGAAUACAGGCGGACUCAAAAAGGAGCCGGAAGAUGCUGCAAUGGCUCCCCCUGGUGGGAUGGAAGCAGCAGAGCAGCAAGCUUUAACCAGCCUGCUGGAGUAUGAGGGCAAAUGGCUUCUGUUUGAUGACUCUGAAGUGCGUUUGUUUGAGGAGGAGGACUUCCUGCGAGCCUGCUCUCCUGAAACGUGCUCCUCAUCUACACCCUACCUGCUGUUCUACAAAAGGAUGCCCGAGCCCCAGCACUAAAAUAAACACAAGACAUAAAUGUACACACACACAUAUAUAUCUGUAAUUGUUGGUGCCAAAAACGUUCAUCGCCAUUUCAACACAUUAUCUAAAGUUUGUUUCCACCUGCAGCAAUCUCCUCCUUUAAGACCAAGGCCAGUUGACUCUCCUCUAAACCAGAGGCUCACUAUAAAAACUAGCCGAGUUUAAAAAUGUUUCCUCGUUAUUUUUUUUGUACAUGUCAGGGAUGUUUAAGCCUUUUUUGUACAGACUUAGUUGUUUGUAGUGGUGUAUUUUUAACACUGGCUUUCAAAAAUAGUCUGUAAGGGUUGUUAGUGGCAAGAGUACUUUUCAGCACAGCUUUUAUUUAGAUCAAAGACUUUGUUUUUCUUUCCAUGUGACAGAAUUUGCAAAAUACUUUUUCAAUGCACUGUUUUCUCAAACUGUCGCUUUAUUUUUUUCUCAAAACUUCCAUUUGUAUGCUGUUUUUUAUUACUGUGCUUGGGCCUUCAGAAAGUAAAUUUUUUUUGAUAUAUUGAAACAUAUUUACAAUAUAUUUCUAUUAGAAAUACAAAAAUAACUGUGUGCAAUCUGUUUAGAAAACCAGGUUUUUAUAUCACAUUUUAUAUAGUCAAAAUUCCAGUAGUAUCCAGAAUUUAAAAAAGCGCAACUCCUGAUUUAAAAUCCUUUUAUCCUUUAUGCUCAUUACAGAGUUUAGUAGUAUAUUGAGGGAAAGUAAAUGGUUAAAGCUGCCCAUUAUCCAUCCUUUUUUUGUGCAAUGUUAUGUUUAAUUGAUCACACAUUCACUUCCUGCCUGAGAGAAAAUAAUUGAAGUUAUUUCUGGAGAGGCUAUUUGAUACUUUGAGAACUCCUGAAAAAGUCCAAAUGGUUCCUGCUAUAUCACUCAUAACAGUAUUAACCACAGACAAAAAUCUUUUUCCCUAGAUUUCUUCAAAAUGCCUAACUAAUCACAAUUUUUUACAAACCCUAGAAGGGAAAAGAAGCUUCCAGAACUCCCAGACUAGACAGAUUUUUCUGCAUCCCUGAGAAUGAGAAAUCAGUUGCUUAUCUGAUAAAUAAAAAAUGUAAGAUUUGGGUCCACUCAACCUACUGCACUGCACCUUCAACUGCUUUUCCAUCUGCCCUGGGGAAAAAGGAUGAGAAUUGUAUCAUAAUUGUCAUAAUCCAGCAACCUUUUGACAUCCUGUUGUUAAUUGGCUGUGAGACAAAACUUCAUAUUGUGAAGUAUACUCUGUAUUUUGCUUGAAGAGUUUCUUCAGGAGAUAAAAGCAACUUUGAUAAGUGUGAAGCUGUAGACCAUACCAGCUAUAAUUACCUUUGGGUUGACAGCAGACAAGCAAUAAAGUUUUUACCUCCA